Messenger RNA from Penicillium longicatenatum, 2256 nucleotides. Its product is annotated as protein kinase domain-containing protein. The record is from RefSeq and is a predicted model, not a curated record. Gene Ontology annotation, cellular component: nucleus. Gene Ontology annotation, molecular function: ATP binding; protein serine/threonine kinase activity. The coding region runs from base 1 to 2256 and encodes 751 amino acids. Gene Ontology annotation, biological process: mitotic DNA damage checkpoint signaling; protein phosphorylation. The transcript has a single exon. Lineage: Eukaryota; Fungi; Ascomycota; Eurotiomycetes; Eurotiales; Aspergillaceae.
AUGGCUCAACACAUGCAAGAACUCACCUCGCUUUGGUGGCCCGAGGAACGAAUCAAGUCGACGUUAGAUACCAAGUAUAUUGUCAAUCAGCUACAACCCGAAAAUGUGCCGCGGCUUUUUGAUCUUCCCAAAUGGGGGGAGGGGUUGACCAGUGAGACUUACAUGGAAUACAUCCUUCUCAAAGCUGGUCGUCUUUUUCUCAUUCUGAAUGACAUCGGAAUUCCCGACCGCAUUUUCACUUUGGUGGACGAAUCAUGCGACGAUGACGAUCUUCCUAUCGCCGAGCAGAACGUCGAUCGUCUGUGCUUAUCGCCCGGCGCCAACGAUCCUUCCCUCGAUACGAAGUUCUUCCACGCCCAAUGGCGUUUUUCGGUACGCGGAAUUGGUGAAGGCGAGCAUGUUUCUUAUACUGGCAAUGAAGGUGUUCCUGUUCAGGUGGUGAAAACCAAUGGCAUCCACAAUGAACUCCAGGGUCGCGACGACUCCGUCGAUAAGGUCGUGCUUGCUGGAUCUGUAUGUCGAGUGCUUAUGCGAACGCAAGUGCAAGUCGGUGGUGCACCACAUUUCUUCUCUGCCGAUGAAGUCCUGGCGGAGAUCCGGGCCCUCCGGAAGCUCGCCCAUGAACAUGUUAUGUCCAUCUACGCUUCCUACUUUGUCGAUGAUAGUGUCAGCGUGCUCUUUACCGGUGCUGAGACGGAGCGCACACUACAUAGCUUCCUCACCGAUGAGCCACCAGCUUUCAAAAAGCUGCCCAAAGAGCAACGUCGCCAGACACUUAUCACCUGGCCGCACUGUCUGAUGUCUGGACUAUCGUGGCUGCAUGCCCACGGCCACUUCCACGGCGCGAUACGGCCCUCCAACGUCCUAAUCGACGCAAAUUUCCAAAUAUGUCUGGGUCAAUUCCAUGUUCUGGACUCACUGCUCGCACCACCCCGAGUCAAUGAUCUGGAGAGCUACCACUACGCUGCCCCGGAGCGCUGGGUUCGCACCGCAGCACCUGUACAACCAGUCCAAGCACCAAGCCGAACCCUCCUCCCAUCAGGAGGCCGAACAGGCCGGAGAAAGAAGCCUGCCAAACUAGCCCUAUCCACCCUAGACGAGGGUUCAAUAUCUUCACCAGACAUCCCACGCCCCGACUCCGCCGCCUCAAAAGGCACAGUAAUACGAAUUGGGCUUCCAAACUCACCAUCCCGCUUCUCAUUUGCCUUCUCAUCCUCGUCAUCCUCAUCCUCAUCCUCAGCAGCCUCAUCAGGAAACAGCGAGGCAACCCAAAGCCCUAAAACCACCCUCAACCGCAUCUGGAACAAAAGACCGAAAGGCCUAGCCCCAACACCAUCAAUCACAUCAUCAACAUCAAGCUCCUCCUACUCAUCCGGCGCAGCAUCCAUCAUGUCCUCAAAUCCUCCACCCUCGGUGGCACCCUCAACAUUGGCACCGUCGAUAACACCCUCCCUCACAAACUGGCAAUCGGUUCAAACAAACCCCGCAGCCUCAGACCUCUUCUCCCUCGCAGCAAUCAUCCUUGACAUAUUAACCCACCUCUGCAAGCGCUCUCUGUCCUCCUUCGCUUCGCACCGCUCCGCCCGAAACCGUAGUGCCGGCCGCGGUGGCGGAAUGGCAGAUGCAUCCUUCCAUCUAUCCCGAAACGCAGUCCAAGUGCAAUCCUGGAUCGCUCUAGUCGAAGGCGAUGCCCUGAAACGGUGCCGAAGGGAUCGAGGCAGUGAUCGCGUUUUCUGGGCCGUACCGCGGAUGCUCAUGGUAUUACGGGCAAUGCUUUCCCCGGAACCGGACAAGCGACCUACUGCCAGACGAGUGCAGAAGUGUUUUGCUGCUGCUAUACGGGAGAUUCCGGUCAGCAAAGGGGUUGGUGGCGGAGGUGGUGUUCCGUUGCAUUGCGUUUCUCCUGAGAAAACGGAGAAGAAGCAGCGGAAGGAAGAAGAGGAGAAUAGGGCUAGGGAGGCUGCUAGGGUUGAAGAGGUUGCUAGAAUUGAGCAGGAGAGGAGAAUCAAAGAGAAGAAGUCGAAGAUGUCUCUUUUGGAGUCUUCUUCUGUUUCCGAUUUUGAUUUUGGGUUUGAAGAGGGGAGUGAUAGUGAGGUUCUUGGGGAUAUACAUGAUGGGAGUGAGCCUUCUUUACUUGAGGUUGAUGAGGAUGAUCUUGCGUCAAUUGUGGAGAUUGAUCGUGUUUCUCCGCAGUUGUCUUUACCUUCUUUGGAUAUUCAUUUGACGGGGAUUGAGGGGUUGACUAUCCAUGAAUAG